GAAUUCAUUGAUCUGCAUUCUGCAGGCGAGUCGGUAGAGGCGGUGGGGCAGUCUGAAGGUAGCAGCCAAGUCGGGAAAGUGAAGUGUGCUGCCGGCCCGCGCGAGUGUGUGAGUGUGCAGUCGCUUACCGUUUCGCGUCCCCUCGCCUUACGAGCGUGCCUAACCUGCUGCCCGGCUAUCGUAGUCACAGUUCUGCGGCGCUUGUUACCGUGUGCCCGACCGAGAGAGUGGCCAGUCCGUGUAGCUCCGUCGCCGGUUGAACGUGACGUGUUGUGAACGGUGUUUCCGUCCAGGCUGGUCGUAAGCCGGGCAAGGGCGAGUGCGGUGUGCCGUCGGUACAGAGAUUUCUAUGUGCUAGCCGUUCAUCACCAACAGCCAAACUGUGGGGCUCAGGGGCAUUUUUUCUUCCGCCGCAGGGAAUGUAUUACCCAGUGAGUAUCCGGCCUGUGGUUCCAUCCGGUGACGUCGCUACAGUAAGUGUUCCUCCACCCAUCGACCACAUGGUGCAGACGGGCAUGGCGACCCCGUAUGCGACGCAGUACCCUCAGAACGGGGAGGCGGGCCCACCCAAGACCGACGCCGGCAAGGAGGGCCCGCCCGUCGCGGUGCCGCCCUUCUCUCCGCCCACUGUCACGCCCAACGGCAUCGAGCAGCAGACUGUCAGCAUCCAAACGGAACCGGAAGCAGAAACUCCUGCACCAGCUCCAGCACCUCAGGCAGCACCCGCAGCAACUGUACCUGUGACCACAGUUGCACUUCCAGGUGGAGAAGCUGGGAAAAAUCAACCAAAGCGACUACAUGUCUCAAACAUACCCUUCCGUUUCAGGGACCCAGAUCUAAGAGCGAUGUUUGGGCAAUUUGGUCCCAUUCUUGAUGUAGAGAUAAUAUUUAAUGAGAGGGGAUCUAAGGGAUUCGGUUUUGUAACAUUCGCAAAUAGUGCUGAUGCGGACCGAGCACGAGAGAGGCUACACGGCACCGUGGUUGAGGGAAGAAAGAUAGAGGUCAACAAUGCAACCGCUCGUGUGCAGACUAAGAAGGUACCUGCUGUUCCCAAUGUGUGCGUGCAGUGGCCAGAGGCGGCAGCAGCAUUACGAGGUGUGGCAAUUCAGCGUGGGCGAGCACGGGCGACUUUCCCAGCAGCGGCAGCUGCAGCGGCGGCCGCAUUUGCCAGGCACCCAACUCCCCUCUCAGCUGCAGCGGCUACUGCACUCCACGGAUACACACCUAGUGUCUACUAUGAUCCCUUCUUAGCGGCACAUGCUGCAACGGCAGAUCCAAAUUACAGAUUGCAGGCUGCCGCCGCCGCGGCUGCCCCACUGCUUAAAACCCCCCUGUCGACUGCCCAACAGGCGAGCUAUGCUGCUGCUGCCAGCUACACAGCAGUGGCAGCACGAGCGUAUGGAGCUGCAGCAGCUGCUGCGCAACCGGUUGCCGGUUAUGCCGCUGUUGCGGGAUACGGUCGUGAAUAUGCAGAUCCUUACCUUGGGCACAGCAUAGGUCCUGUAGCGGGUUAUGGGGCUGCUGUCUAUAGAAGUGGCUACAACAGAUUUGCACCUUACUGAAGACUUUUUGGCUAGGAAGAGCCGCAUCUCAUAUUCAUUAUCUUAACAUACAUGACAACAAUUCACUUGCCUCAACGUUCACGCGUCAUCACUACCACCAGCAUUCACAUUUGUGUGGAAAUUAUGAAGAAAUAUAUGGAUGAAGAAGUUGAUUCAUGACAUUAAAAACUUAUUGCUCUACUUGUUUGAAGAAGAUUGUAAUGUAGCUUGGCAGCUAGCUUUAGUUAUAGUCAUACAGCGUUAUGAGCAUAUGGCUGCUACUCCAGUGUUUUCCUUCAUAUUUUAUUUUCUGUUGCUGUUCAUAUGAAUGAGAUAGAGCAUAAAUAUUUCUGGAUUUUGAAACAUUUACAUAUUCCAGAUAUUUCAUAUCACAAACCGUGCAUGAAGGAAACCAAAUAAGCCCUAAAGUUACUACACUAAUGUGAAAUUGGCAGUAUUGACAGCAAAACACAAACAUAGCGAAAGGAAUGUUCUACUCAGGGUUAAUACCUAACCGAAUCUUCAAAUGACAACAGUUUCUCCGUGCAGUGUUAACAGUUAUCACCUUAUUUCUUACAUUUUUAGGGGGUGUUAAAAAUUGCUUCCGGUUUUUCAAUUGUUGGAUUGUUUCUGGAGGAAAGUGCUUUAUUAGAAAGAGAUUUUUUGUAGCAUGUCCAGAAUGGGAAAAUGAAAAAUCAUUGGGGAUAGUUCAUGCAAUAAAUGAUGCUGUGUGGUAUUUUUACGGUUUUUCCGUUAAUGUGCGUUAUAAUAGUGAUUGGCUAUGAAACAUUACAGAAAGUUUUGUAAUGCUGUGGGAAUGUUCAUUGCUAUUUUCAAGAGUUUUGUAAAUAAGUAUUGUUUUAUUUUAUUAUUUUUUGAAAUGUAUUGUCCAUUUUAAGUGACUGUUAAUAGUUCAUUUACUGAUAAACAGUCUAUGUUUAUGUGAAUUUAUAUUGUAUACCUACCAGUCUUCCAGUACUGGUUUUGUAAUCAGAGGCAGAUGGUAGUCACAUUAACUUUGCAAAUGCAGAGCUUGGAUGUAAUUGGGACAUGUUAACCUUUCAACUUUUUUGUCACAAAUUAAAUUUAAGAACUUUCUGGAUUCAGUUGUUGAAAUGCAUUUCACAAGAUCUUGCUACAAAGUUAUAAUACUGCCAGUUUUUCUGUAGUAACACAAGGGGUGCUUUAUUUAAAUUAUUUACAAAUUUGCAAAUGACAUCAUUCUUAAUGAUUGUUUUUAACACAAAGCAACAGUUACAUUAAUGUAUUAUUUCCAAAUACAAGGAUGAGCAGUGCUGUCUUGUAGCAGAAUGAAACACCAAAUGUAGUUUUGUAGUAUAGAACAUAUCCCCAUGUCCCCCUUGAAACAGUGAACUGAAGCUGUAGUGGUUGUAUUUUUUAAGGAAGUGGAAGGUAAUUUGACUUUUAAAGUAACAUGAUUUAAAAGAGUUUAAUUUCUGGUCAACAGAAAGUUUAUUCAAAUAUAUAACUUUAUAAAUAUAAAGUUUACGCAUUUAAAUUUCUGUGAAUCGAGUAUUUUUACUUUAUGAGACUUUUCAGACCUUAUCUAGUGCAUUAAAAAUAAUUUUAAUACUUGGUGACAAGUUUUUAGUUAUUGGUUCUCUGAAUAAGUAGUAACUUUCCAAAUUAUGUUAUUUUUAUCAUUGUUAAGACAGACUUCAGUCAAUGCACAUAAAUUACCCAAAUAUUUUUUGACAGAUUGUUACCUUCAGUUCAGUUAGCCACAAAAAUUAGCCUUAAAAUUUCUGUUUUAUAUCAUGCUGUGGUAUAAUUUUCUGAAUUACACUGUUACAAUUUCAUUAAUUGACUCGUUUAAAUUUUACUGUUGAAAAUCAUAUUUUACACAUGUGCGAACAUGUUACUUAACUAGCCUAUUCAGAUUAUUAGAUUUAUUGAGUCAAGUGUGACACUUAGCUUUAAUUUUGCAGUUUUCUUUCACUAAGCUAGCAUUUUUUCAUUCAAAAUUAAUUAAAUUGAUUGCAGUACAACCAGUUGGAGCUUCACUGUUUGUAAUAGUGUCAGCAGAAACUGAUAUUUUAACUAUACUCAACUAGUAGAGUUAAGUUAAAUGUGAUACACUCAAACUUCUAAUGAUGAAUGAACCAGUAAGUACUGACAGUGUAAAUGUUCUCAAGCACUGAAAGUGAAAUCUGAUAGUUAUGUCAUAUUUUAUAUAUUUUUCGGUAUCCACUAAUGUAUGACUCAUACAGGGCUUCAGAAGAAGUUGCAUCACAACAUAUUGUUCACGCAAUGAAACAUUGAAAAUACUAUAGUUGUCUGUCAUAAGUGUAAUGAUGCUACGAAGAUUGAUAUUAUUGUCGAGAUAUGAGACUUGUAAAUAUUUAUUUCAAAUCUAUAAAAGUGUCAGACAACUAAAAUAGUAUUUGCCUAUUCCUAUAUUUGCAGUACCAUUUCAUAAUGUCAAAAGUCACAUAAACUGCUAUUUGUGGGCAUUUGCUUUUCGAAAGUCCCUUUGACGGUUUUAUAGGGACUGUAGAUCAGAAACGGACAUAUCGGUUUGAAUACUUUUUAAAAAUCAGUGUUUAUACAUCUACAAAUUAAAGUCAGAUUUCCACUGAAGCUCUCUUAAUCUCAUUGUAUGAAUGUCAGUAAGUAAAUAAGUAUGUGUGAUUGUUGAAAAUGUGUAUGUAUGAAAUGUGGAAAACCUCAGAUGUAUGUGUUAAAAUCUAUAUAGGUUAGAUUUAGGGAGACAAAUACUGUAAUGUGUAUUCCGCUUUGUGAUUAUUUGUCCAGUAGUCCUCAAGAGCUUUUGCAAGUGAGGAUCUUCUUUUUAGAUGUAUAAUACACAAUUUUAGUUUGGAAGUUAAAAGUGUAGCCUUCCUAGUGAUAUCACUUCAUAUUAUCAUAUUGCUGGUCCAGAAAUUCUGGGCAUUUUGUAUUGUGUGUUGCUGGAAGAUAAACAAUCUUAUAGAUGUGUUUCUGAAAGUUGGGAAUAAUGUUCAAUUUGGAAAUUUACUUUCUUGUAUUGAGUAAGUGGAAUUUUUAUUGAAGUUUUCUGGCAACUGCAGAUUACAGAAUUGCACUGAACAACCAAAGAUAUGAACAGUAUUUUAAUCUGCUCAAUAUCAUAAGGAGAAGGCACUUUCAUAAUCAAUUUGAUUGCAGUAAUACUAAUAAGGAUGAUAAUAGUAAUAAUAAUAAUAAUAAUUAUUAUAAUAAUCUGUUUGCCAGAUAGUUUCAUACAGUCUGUGUUCAUACAGAUUUUGCUGCACACAGAAAUGCUGUCUUCAUAAUAUUAUCUGUCAUCAUAUAUAUGAAGUCUCAUUGUUAAUUUUAAAAGUGAAUAACUGAACGUCUUCCGUUUUGGCACAAUAUGAAGUUUUACUACGCACUGGUUGUUGAAUUACAUGAAAAAAGCACAAAAUAUAAAGUCUUUUAUAUGUAACAAGAUUCCCAUUUUGUUUUAUCGUCAUUAUUGUAAUUUUAAAUUCAUAUAGUUUCUUGCUGAGCAGAUGUGUUGCUCUGAUUUUGUUCAAGUGGAAAUCAUUCUUUGUGGUAUCACGGGACAAUGGAAGUUUAGAAAGUAUAGUGCACAUACAUAAAAAGGCUGUUAAUGUGAACAGUGAUGCAGAUGAGAUUUUUACAGUUUUUAAGGCAGUUAGCACAUUGUCUGAAUAUACGGGGGACUGUGAAUCUCAACAAGAAUGUACAAAGUUUCAGUGUUGUUACUUGCCAUAUUGUGUAUGUGUAUUCAUGGAAUAAAAUAUGCUGUCAUCUUUCAAGAAUGAA
This is a messenger RNA of Schistocerca americana (American grasshopper), 5312 nucleotides long. Its product is annotated as RNA binding protein fox-1 homolog 3-like. NCBI's taxonomy places the organism in Eukaryota, Metazoa, Arthropoda, Insecta, Orthoptera, Acrididae. Gene Ontology annotation, cellular component: nucleus; cytoplasm. The transcript has 14 exons. Bases 420 to 1562 code for a protein of 380 amino acids. The record is from RefSeq and is a predicted model, not a curated record. Gene Ontology annotation, biological process: regulation of alternative mRNA splicing, via spliceosome; nervous system development. Gene Ontology annotation, molecular function: mRNA binding.